GUAACUUUUUCCGUUUGGAGUCUAUCAGAGGAGCUAGUGCUACAACUUUGCAUGUCGCAUUUGUGAGAAUACGUUAUUUCAUAUUUUGUGGUGAUUUGUUAUUAUUUAUCACUUUACCAUGAGUAAUUACGUACCAAAUGAAAUGGAGCAAGAACGAAAAUAUGCAGGUGAUUUAUCAGUUGCCGAUUCUGCGUCGUCAUCUAGGAAUAUGAGUUUUCGACAAAUGCAGGGAAUGACUGAACGAAUAACCGAGACGUUUCAGAGAUUACCACCAGAAACUCGAGAAGCCUACAAAAACUGCAUGCAAAGUGAUGCCAUUUACAAGUCUGCUCUCCCUUAUGGAUUAACAGUGGCAGGUGUAUCCUAUGUUGUAUCUUCUACACUUAAAUUUGGACAGUUUGGACAUGUGAUGACAGCCAUUAUGGGUUUAGUAGGAUACACCCUUGGGAGAUUAAAAUAUUCUGUAGUAUGCUUAGAGAAACAUGCACCUAGUAUCUUCCAGUUGAUCAAACGUGAAAAGUUUGUUCAAAAAGGAGGUAUGUUACAUGACAGCUUUGAUCAAGAAAGUGUGCUGUCCGAAUCAUUCGGCAACACAAAAGAGAAUGCCUUGACAUGGAACACUUACGAUACUUCUGGCAAUAGCAGUGAAUUCGUUACUACAAGUAAUGAUCUAGGAGAAGAGUUAUCAACAGAUGUACCAAUUAAUCUUAAACCGCAUACAACUUAUGAAGAUUUACGGAGACAGAACAGAGCAGAGUACUAUAAAAAAUAUCACGGUCAUGGACCCACGCAAAGAGAUCGACCAGUACAAGACAUAGAACUUUUGGAAGAUACAACUUUUCAAUCAGAGACCAGGGACACCAUUUGGAGUUGAAGUAAAUGGUAAGAGAACUGGAGAGUAUAAUAAAGAAUUUAUUGGUGCUCUAAGAUAUGGACAAGAGAGCGUGACGUAUACCUACCCUAAAGAAAUCCACGAUCCUUCGAAGAUGUUGGAACACCGUUAUAAAUUUGUAAUCAAUAAAAGGACAGAUUUUGUAUCGAA
Molecule: messenger RNA, 1042 nt
Organism: Hylaeus volcanicus
Lineage: Eukaryota; Metazoa; Arthropoda; Insecta; Hymenoptera; Colletidae
Gene: asrij
Product: OCIA domain-containing protein 1
Exons: 6
Coding region: 119-874 (251 amino acids)
Source: RefSeq, a predicted model, not a curated record